AUGGCCGACGCAGCAAUGAACGGAGGCAAUUUUGCCCACAACAACACCGAGCCUCCCCAGGAGAUCAAGGUCCUACCCCUCUUCUCCCUCAAAGGCAAAACCGCCAUCGUUUCGGGUGCCGGAGCCGGUAUUGGUCUCGCAGUUGCACAGGGCUUCGCCGAGGCAGGUGCCAACGUCGCAAUCUGGUACAACAGCAACAAAAAGGCCAUCGACCGUGCUGCCGACAUCGAGAAGGAAUAUGGUGUCAAAUGCAAAGCCUACCAAGUCAACGUGCAAGACCCCGCCAAAGUCGAAGAAGCAAUCAGAUCCCAGGUCGCCGAGUUCAACCACCGCCUCGACAUCUUCGUCGCCAACUCCGGCAUCCCCUGGACCCAAGGCGCCAUGAUCGACGGUGAGAUCGACCACUACCGCAAGGUAGUCACCACCGAUCUGGACGGCACCUUCUACUGCGCGCGCGCCUGUGGAGCCAUAUGGCGCGAACAAAAGAAAAACAAACUGGACAACUUCAAGUCCGGCUCCUUCAUCGCCACAGCCUCGAUGUCCGGCCACGUGGUCAAUAUCCCGCAGCUGCAGGCGGCAUACAACGCGGCUAAAGCGGGGGUGAUCCACCUCUGUCGCAGUUUGGCGGUUGAGUGGGUACAGUUUGCGCGCGCGAACAGCGUAUCUCCCGGGUACAUGGCGACGGAGAUUAGUGAUUUCAUACCCAAAGAGACAAAGGAUAUCUGGAAAGAUAAGAUCCCCAUGGGCAGAGAGGGCGAGGCGCACGAGCUGAAGGGUGCGUAUCUCUAUUUGGCCAGUGAUGCGUCGAGCUACAUGACCGGGGCCGAUAUGAUUGUGGACGGUGGAUAUCAUUGUCCUUGA
Molecule: messenger RNA, 861 nt
Organism: Endocarpon pusillum Z07020
Lineage: Eukaryota; Fungi; Ascomycota; Eurotiomycetes; Verrucariales; Verrucariaceae
Exons: 2
Coding region: 1-861 (286 amino acids)
Cellular component (GO): intracellular anatomical structure
Molecular function (GO): oxidoreductase activity, acting on NAD(P)H, oxygen as acceptor
Source: RefSeq, a predicted model, not a curated record